This is a messenger RNA of Macadamia integrifolia, 1334 nucleotides long. RefSeq names its product protein YIPF5 homolog. Gene Ontology annotation, cellular component: membrane; trans-Golgi network. The transcript has a single exon. Bases 399 to 1178 code for a protein of 259 amino acids. The record is from RefSeq and is a predicted model, not a curated record. Gene Ontology annotation, biological process: endoplasmic reticulum to Golgi vesicle-mediated transport; vesicle fusion with Golgi apparatus. Lineage: Eukaryota; Viridiplantae; Streptophyta; Magnoliopsida; Proteales; Proteaceae.
AUGAAAAGUAAAAACCCCUGGGUUCUCUUGUCAGGGGAGAGGGGCUUCCUCUGAUUAUUUCUCUAACGAACUCUUUGCCAGACUGUUCUCCCUUCCCACACCUGAUGAUCUAAUUAAGCAACCUCCUCUUUUCAUCUUUCAUAUUUCAAACUUCAAUGAAAAAAUAAACCAUUUCUGCAGAUUCUUCCUUCUUAAGAUCAAAUUUGUUUGACCACAGAAUGAAACCCUAGAAUUUUCUUAUUCUGUUUUUGGAUGUCGAAUUCAUGUGCAGAUCGAGUACUUCAUCUGAGGAGUUGCUAGUUAUUGUGCAAGUCUUCAAACUUCUAACAUCGAGAUCUAAUUGAAUCCAAGGUAUUUCUUUGAUCUCCUUGCGGUGUAUCCCCUUGGAUCUUUCGUCCAUGGCGAAAGAAUUCAAUGUCCCGCCUGUUAUUUUCCCAUCCGGCGGAAAUCCCAGCACCGUUCCGCAACAACGCCGAGUCCCUAAUGUGCCGUUUCAACCACCACGCCCUGGCAACCCUAAUAAUCUUCCUUUCAUUUCCUUCGAUGGUGGAUCUGGUGGAUCUCCCCCAAUGGCCCCAACAUCGACGUCCUUCCCUCCUCCAGCCUUUGGCGGAUAUGGAUUGGGGAUUAGUGGAGUGGGAAUUGGCUUGGGCUUCGAGGACGAGCUACCUUUAUUGGAAGAACUCGGAAUCAACACUCGUCAAAUCUGGAGGAAGACCCUCUCCAUCUUAAACCCCUUUAGAAUGAACGCCAGUCUUCAUGAAGAUGCAGACUUAUCAGGUCCCUUUCUCUUCCUCAUGGCUCUCGGCCUCUUUCAAUUGCUCGCUGGAAAGAUCCAUUUCGGCAUUAUUUUGGGUUGGGUUACGGUUGCUGCUCUUUUCCUCUACGUCGUAUUCAACAUGUUGGCGGGUCGCAAUGGGAAUUUGGAUCUUUACCGUUGCUUGAGCCUCCUGGGCUACUGUAUGUUGCCAAUGGUGAUCUUUUCGGCAUUCUCUUUGUUUCUUCCACAAGGAGGAGUGGUUAUUUUUGGGUUGGGAGCAUUGUUUGUGCUAUGGUCGACGUGGGUUUGUACACGCCUUCUGGUUGAGCUAGCUUCUUGCGGGGAUGAGCAUCGGGGUUUGAUAUUUUACGCUUGUUGUUUGAUUUACAUGUUGUUUUCUCUUCUUGUGAUAUUCUGAAAGUGAUUGUUGCAAAGUUUACAUCAGGGGAGUUCCAUUUAUUGUUGCUGUACCUUCCUUCUCAUAGGUCUUAUUGCAAUUCUGUUUUGCUCACUCUGUAAAGCCUACCUAAUUUUUAGGUUUCACAUCAAAUGCAAAAUUUUCAUCAGUUAGGUA